GUGUUCGAAGUAAAAAGUUACGUCUUCCUAUUUUUAAGCUAGUCCAGAGUUACGUUAAAUUAAGAAUGACUAACCAAAUGCUGAUAAAUGGGGAGUAGUGUAAUGGGGAGUAAAUAAUUGAAAGGUGACUUAAGAGAUGGGCAUGAGGUAUGGAUUCAUUGCUGUAGGAUUCCCCCCACAAAUAUGUUUAUGAAGAAUUCCACGGAAACUUAACUACUUAUUAAAAAACCGACCUUGUUUUGUGAUAAACUAGUGCUAACCUCACGUAUGUUUUUCAAAGUAAUCACCAACAUACAGAUUUUUGUGUGUUGGAGAGGAAGAAGUAAAUUUGAAGAACCAUCCCAGACUUAGAGUUAAAAGGUGUGGAGUUUGGGGCCCGUAUGGUCAACAUUGAUGGAAAACAAAUCAAGCUGCAAAUCUGGGAUACGGCCGGGCAAGAAUCCUUCCGUUCCAUCACCCGUUCCUACUACAGGGGCGCAGCUGGAGCCCUGCUAGUGUAUGAUAUCACACGGCGUGAAACCUUCAACCACCUGACCUCCUGGUUAGAGGAUGCCCGGCAACACUCCAGCUCCAACAUGGUUAUCAUGCUGAUUGGGAAUAAAAGUGACUUAGAGUCCCGUAGGGAUGUGAAGAGAGAAGAAGGAGAGGCCUUUGCCCGGGAGCAUGGACUUAUCUUCAUGGAAACUUCAGCCAAAACAGCCUGCAAUGUUGAAGAGGCCUUCAUUAACACAGCCAAAGAAAUAUAUAGGAAGAUCCAGCAGGGUUUAUUUGAUGUUCACAAUGAGGCAAAUGGCAUCAAGAUUGGUCCUCAGCAGUGUAUUUCAACGUCAGUGGGACCCAGCGCCUCCCAGCGGAGCUCUAGUGAAAUAGGGUCCAACUCUGGCUGCUGCUGAAUAUCUGGCCUGGACUCUUUUUUUCCUUCCUGGAACAGCUUCAGAUCAAUAGGCUUUAAAGAAAGAGGUCUUAACUUGCUUUGGCUGAGAAAAGCCUCUUUUCAAGGUGUGAUGUUUUGCCUUCCCACUUUAAGACCAGGGAAGAAUUUGGGCCCUUACUGACCUGUCCUUCUUCAGGGACGUGAGCAUUCCCUAUAGAUUAGGGCUCUUCUCAUCCUCCUAUUUUAAUUUCUAAAAUCUUAGGAUCAGAGUCGAUUGUCAUGGUAGCUGAAAAAUAAAUUCUUUUGUAAGCAUAUACAAUUUGCUCCCCACCAAGAAUUAGUAACAAGGGUUGAAGACAUUCUGCUUGAGCACUUGAUUUUCCUGGGAUCUGACUGGCUGACCUUUGGAUGGUGGAUCCUCUAUCUAGGAAUUUUAUUGAUUGUUUGUACUUGCCACUUUGUCUAAGAGUUCUUGUAGAGGGCACUUCCUUCUGCUUGAACUGCUCAAGGAUGCUGAAUACUUCACCAUCCCAUUGCUAGUUUCUCUGUCUCGGAGUUAACUACAAAACUUUGGGGAGAGCAGUGGAGUUGCUCCUGGACCUGUGGCUACUUAUUAUUAUUACCUAAAGAAAACCUCUUUCCCCAUUUGUUUUGUUUUAGGGACCGGACCUAACACUACAGUGUCUUUCACCAAAUUAAACCCUUACUGUUUCAUCACACUUCUUAAUGAGACCUGUUUAGACUUUCUACUCUAAUCAAGCUAAUCUGCUUACUGGACAUGACAUAUAUACUUCCACUUAUAUGCCUUUGCACAUGCCCUACUCUCUGCUAACAUACUCAGUCCAAAAAUUUUUCCUUCAGAAAGCCUUCUUUGGCCUAGGGACUUCUAAAUGAUUAUUGACGCAGUACCCUAUGAGCUUUUGUAUGUUGUUUACUCAUUUGUAUAUUUAUUUAUAUUUAUGUUACUUUGUAAAUUUGUUUUGUAGUUGUUUUCUGUGUGGAAUCUGUCUCCUAUGUAGGUUGUAAGCUCCCUGAGAGCAGGAACCAUGUUAUCCCUUUACUUUUGUAAACCACACCCUCCACUAUUCCUUCACAAUGCCUAGUGCUAUUCAUUAUGUGAUCAUUGGAUUUGACUGACAUACUUAAAGAGUUGGAACAGGUUUAUUGUAGACUGCAGAGGAAACAAAAGGUCUUACAGUAUCUUUCUUAACUAUCUCAGUCUCUUCUGGUCUGCCCACCCUGGAUUCCAUAUUGUUCUUCCUGCUUGUCUCUUUCUCCCUUUGCCUCCAUUCUAUGCAGCAUAUAGUAAGGCUGUCUGCUUCCACGCAGUCAAAUAAGUGGGUACUUCUCUAGCCAUUUUUCUUUUCAAGGGCGUAUAAUACUAAGCUAAUCUGCCUUUGCUUCACUCAUCAAGCAGCCUUCUGGGUCAGUUUUUGUAUCUUUUGCCUUGAUGUCCCAUUCUCUUCCACAGCACUAGGGUCUCAUGAAUUUUUCUAAUUUUUUUUGUUGUUGACGAAUUGUUUCAUUAUUAAAUAUAUGCAUGUAUCCAACUGCUCAUA
Molecule: messenger RNA, 2433 nt
Organism: Lynx canadensis (Canada lynx)
Lineage: Eukaryota; Metazoa; Chordata; Mammalia; Carnivora; Felidae
Gene: RAB2B
Product: RAB2B, member RAS oncogene family
Exons: 7
Coding region: 381-893 (170 amino acids)
Cellular component (GO): Golgi apparatus
Molecular function (GO): GTP binding; GTPase activity
Source: RefSeq, a predicted model, not a curated record